Leptinotarsa decemlineata (Colorado potato beetle) is the source of this 387-nucleotide messenger RNA. RefSeq names its product histone H1-like. Gene Ontology annotation, molecular function: nucleosomal DNA binding; structural constituent of chromatin; double-stranded DNA binding. Lineage: Eukaryota; Metazoa; Arthropoda; Insecta; Coleoptera; Chrysomelidae. The record is from RefSeq and is a predicted model, not a curated record. Gene Ontology annotation, biological process: chromosome condensation; negative regulation of DNA recombination; nucleosome assembly. Gene Ontology annotation, cellular component: nucleus; nucleosome.
AUGGUCAAGGACCAUGCAGAGAAGGGGAUCCGAACUCCUGAUGACUUUCCAGGCCUACAAACUAAAGGAAAAGAUGCAUCGAAAUCAUUCAAAUUGGCAUCGGCAUCUUCUGGUUCGGCAAAACCGUCGAAUACCGAAAAGAAAACGUCCGGUACGGCCGAUGCGAAGGCCAAAAAAACUCCCGUUGAACGCGUAGCUGGUGAAAAAGCUAAAACCGACAAGAAGACUGCUGCAUCGCCGAAAGGUAAGAAAGCCUCUCCGAAAAAGAAAGCGCUUGCCGCUGCGGCCAAUACUAAAAAGGCAACUGCCGAGGAUAAAAAGACCAUCGCUUCUAAGGUUUCGUCCGCGACUUCUGCUAGUAAAACCAAGUCUCCUUCGAAAGCAUAA